This is a messenger RNA of Ailuropoda melanoleuca (giant panda), 4592 nucleotides long. RefSeq names its product REC8 meiotic recombination protein (gene REC8). The transcript is spliced from 19 exons. Bases 2505 to 4532 code for a protein of 675 amino acids. Gene Ontology annotation, cellular component: meiotic cohesin complex. NCBI's taxonomy places the organism in Eukaryota, Metazoa, Chordata, Mammalia, Carnivora, Ursidae. Gene Ontology annotation, molecular function: protein binding; chromatin binding. The record is from RefSeq and is a predicted model, not a curated record. Gene Ontology annotation, biological process: double-strand break repair; meiotic sister chromatid cohesion.
UGUUUGUUACUAAUUGCUCUAUGUAUUUGGGUGCUCCCAUGUUGGGUGCAUAAAUAUUUACAAUUGUUUUAUCUUCUUGUUGGAUUGUUCCCUUUAUGAUUAUAUAGUGUCCUCUUCCAUUUUCUGUCAUACCCCAUAUCCAAUCCAUCAGCAGAGCCCAUCAUUAUUAUUCCUUCAGAAUCUAUCCAGAAUCUGACCAGUUUUCUCUGCUUCCACCACUAACACCUUGGAACAUCCUACUGUGAUCUCUCACAUCUCUUUCUGCUUCCUUCUACAUAUUUUCUACCUCCACAAUGGUCCACCUUCUGUCUAUACUCAAGACAGUAGAGAUCCUCUUAACGCAUAAAUCUCAUCAUGUCAUUCCUCUGCUCAAAACCCUCCUUUGGCUCUUGACUCAUUCGGAGUAAAAGCCCAAAUCCUCACAGUGGCCUCCACAGUCCUUGUGAUGUGGCUCCUAUCCUCCUCUCUAACCUCACCCUUACCAUUCUUGCUCCAGGCUCCUUAAUCCACCACAUUUCUGCCUCAGGACCUUUGUACUUGCUGGGUUUUUUCUGUAAAAUAUUCUUCCUUCAGGUAGGUGCAUUUUGCUUCCUCUCUUCAGAGAAGGCUUCCCUGAACACCCUACCUAGAUAGCAGCCCUCACUACUCUCCAUUCUCCUAUGCUGCCUCGUUGUUCUCAUAGCACUGAUCACCACUUAACAUAUUUCUGUUUGUCUACUUAUUGUCUCUCUCCUUCCCUACUCUGUGAGAACAGGGACUUGUUCUUUGCUCUAUCUCCAGUGCCUAGAGGAGGGCAUGGCACAUAGUAGGCCUGUCAUAAGUAUUUGUUGAACGGAGGGAUGAAUGAACAAAUUACUCUCUUAUCUCCUACACUAGGUUCUAAGUACCUUAAGGGUAGAUGCCCCCACUUUAUCAUCUUUGUGCCCCAAUGUGAACUUAUAAACAGUACAGUGAUCGAAACAAUUUGUAUAUGUAGAAACUCAUUUAGCCAAGCACAGUGGAAUAGGUACUAGAAACACUGGAAUUCAAGAGAGCAGAGUUCCCAACCAGGCUGUCAUUAGGGAACUUUGUGGUCUGGGAAAAACUGUCAUAUUGGCCUCUGUCUUUUCUCAUCUGUAAAAGCAAGUCCUGCGAAGCUUUCAAGAACUAGAUUUUGAAAUCUCAAUCAGCCUUGACUUUCUGUAGUUGUAAAUUUGGGGUAAUUGCAUAUUCAUUUGACAAAUGUUUACUGUGCUAGUUUCCAGGAACUAGUUGAAAAAGAAAAAGAAAAAAGAUCUUAAUCUCAAGAGCUCAGAGACUGAAGGAACGAAUUAAAAUAGAUUCAGCUCAGUGGCAGUUAAGAGCUGACUGUUAGGCAGAAGCGUGCCCUGGGAUCAAGGCUGGGAAAGGCAUUCGAGGGCAAACACACGGCUGUGCAAAGGCAGGAGGCAUGGGGACAGAGAGUUGUAAAUGGCUUUUGUACGCGGAGAGGUACGUUGCCGAGGGCUGUUUCAGCGGGAAGAACGUUCACAACUGGCAAACAGCCAGAGGGGGCAUGUCCACAGCCUAUGUUGUUCAAGUUUAGGAAAUGACUGAGAUGCUUCCUGUGAGAUCUGACUUCUUCCUCAUCCAUCUGUGGCGGCCAAGGCCACCUCACACCGUCUCCACCUGCCCAGCUGACGACAGGCCCUAGGCUCGGCACAGAGGCAGACCGAUCUUUGGUACCUGGGAAGUGCCACUUGCUCCUCGCUCAUUGGUCGGCAGGGAAGUGCCACUUGCUCCUCGCUCAUUGGUCGGCAGAGAAGUGCCACCGAGGAACCCUUGUUGUCAGAGGCGAGAACGAGAGCCUAUUGGUCAGGACACCUCACAAUGGCCCCCCGCAGCACGCGGGGUUCUUCUGAUUGGCUCGCUGCCUGCCUCGGGAGACCGCUGUUGCCUCGACCCCAGGUGGGCUACUUGGCGCUCUGGAACGGAGCGCUCCCAAGCCCACCCCUGUUCCCCAUUGGCUGUUGUGGGGGCCGCCGCCAUCUAAUGACGAGGGAGGCGCCAAGCCCCGGAGCACGCGCCCCCUGCGGCAGGACCUAGUGCCGCGGGGACUGCAGGUGCCCAAGCGGAGUGCAAGGCCCGGGAGCCCGGCACCCCUGCAGACGACCCCCGUUCUCCCUCGGGACCCGGCCUGGAGCCCAGCCCGGGCCUGCCCUCGGGGAGCUUUGCACCUCCAGCCCGACCCGGAAGGUCCCAGUAAGUUCGAAGCAGCCACGCGGCGUGGGAACCCACUCCGAGCGGCGGAGAGGGGCGUCCCAACUGCUGUGUGUGCAGUCCGCGCCUCCGUUUACUUCUUGCCCUAAUUGUUUCCCCACACCUGAGUGUUAUCCGUUCCUUUACCUGGCGUUCUGGGGCCACCCCGGGGGCCGCCGUUCCAAGCCCUUUGCCGAGAGGGUGUUGGGAAGCCCCGUGCCACAAAGAAUUCAGAUUGAGAUCCGAGCGGAGGAGUGCGGGGGACAGGGUGAAAGCCCGGCGGGACAAUGUUCUACUAUCCCAACGUGCUUCAGCGCCACACCGGCUGCUUCGCCACCAUCUGGCUGGCAGCGACCCGCGGCAGCCGGUUGGUGAAACGCGAGUACCUGAAGGUGAACGUGGUGAAGACCUGUGAGGAAAUCCUCGAUUACGUGCUGGUACGAGUUCAGCCCCCGCUGCCCGGCCUGCCCCGGCCCCGCUUCUCCCUCUAUCUGUCAGCCCAGCUGCAGAUCGGUGUGAUCCGGGUCUACUCUCAACAAUGCCAGUACCUCGUAGAGGACAUCCAGCACAUCCUGGAGCGCCUGCACCGUGCCCAGCUGCAGAUCCGCAUUGAUAUGGUGGAGAUGGAGCUACCCAGCCUGCUGCUUCCUAACCGCCUGGCCAUGAUGGAGACCCUGGAAGAUGCUCCAGACCCCUUUUUUGGGAUGAUGUCUGUGGGUCCCACACUUCCCAGCCCCUUCAGAAUCCCUCAGAUCCGACGGCUCCUCGAGGCUGUAACCCCAGAGAGAGUUCUUGAGGAGGUCCCUCCUGAAGUCCCCGUGGAGCCUAGGAAGCCUGAUAGGGUCCCGGUCACUGUGCUGCCUCCGGAGGCCAUCACCCUGCGGGAGGCAGAGCCCAUCCGCAUGCUGCCGAUCGAGGGUGAACGGGACCUCCCAGAGGUCAGCCGCCGAGACCUGGACCUGCUGAUUGCUGAGGAAGAUGAAGCCAUCCUGUUGGAGGAGCGGGAGCGUAGGGCCCGCCUGGCGCUGGAUGAGUACAAGGAGGAGCCCCGGGCUCCAGAGGGGGUUACCGUAGUACCCCCGCUCUCACCUCCAGCUGUCGCACCGGAGGAAGGGGUAGCAGAGCCUCCUCUGGUCCUGGCCCCCGAGGAGGUGAAGCCGGUAGGCUGGGAGCCCGAGGCCCUACUUGCUGAGGUCACCCCCCCGCCGGAGCUGCGGCUGCCAGCCCCACUCAUCCCAGAGAGGCGGCGGCCCCCAGUACCCCCAUAUCCUCGGCGUCUGCCUGCUCGCCGCCGCCGCCGCCAAUUACUGUUCUGGGACAAGGAGACUCAGAUCUCCCGGGAGAAAUUCCAGGAACAACUGCAAACCAGAGCCCACUGCUGGGAGUGUCCAAAGGUGCAGCCUCCCGAGAGGACCGCCAAGAGCCCCACGGAGCUGUUCCGAAUCCCAGCUCACUGUAAGGAGUGGUGUGAGUUGACAUGUGGGUAUUCUGAACCCACGGUCCUCUGUCUUGGUGUUCCUCACGCCUCAAACCCCGUCCCUGCCGCCCCUCCCUCCGCAGCUGGCUGGCUGCCCCCAGAACUGCUGGCUCUCUGGACCCACUGUGCCCAGCCACCCCCAGAAGCGCUCAGGCGAAGGCCACCCCUGGAGCCUGAGGAGGAGGCUGAGAGGGAGUUGGCAGCUGAGGAGGAAAGGAGGAUGGAAACUCUGAGCGAUAUCGAGGUCCCGAGAGAGGCCCAGGAGCCCAGCGGGCCCCUCAUGCUGUCUUCAGGAAGUCUAGAUCUCUUCAGUUCUCCUACCUGGGUCCUUCUCGCAAGUCACUGCACAGCUGUGGCAUCUGGUUCGACCAGCGGGCCUCAAGGUCCCGACCACUCCGAUCUCAGCAGACCCACUCAGGCCCUUCCCCUACCCCCAACAGAGAUCUCUCUAGAAACGGUGGAGGAAGAGAAGUCCCGCAUCAGCCUCAUCCCCCCAGAAGAACGGUGGGCCUGGGCUGAGGCGGAGCAGCCAGAGCCCCCUGCACUGCCUGCGGUGCCCGAGGUCCCGGAAAUGCCCCUGGAGUUGCCUGCGGCGCUGCCCCUGGAGCCCGAGCUGCUGUCGCUGGAGGCUGUGUACAGGGCGGUGGCCCAGGAGCUGCAGGCCAACAGGGAGCCCGAUUUCGGCAGCCUGGUGCCCCCCCUCAGCCCCCGCCGGAUGGCCGCCCGGGUCUUCUACCUGCUCCUGGUGCUCGCAGCGCAGCAGAUCCUCCGCCUGGAACAAGACCAGCCGUACGGGCGUCUCCUGAUCCGGCUGGGGCCCCGAUUCCACUGUGGUUAGAACUGACUGCCAAGGCUGCCGGGAGAUCGGCUCCAUUAAAGCCCGUGUUGCCUGCCUCAA